Molecule: messenger RNA, 1398 nt
Organism: Bathycoccus prasinos
Lineage: Eukaryota; Viridiplantae; Chlorophyta; Mamiellophyceae; Mamiellales; Bathycoccaceae
Product: U3 small nucleolar ribonucleoprotein protein MPP10
Exons: 1
Coding region: 1-1398 (465 amino acids)
Biological process (GO): rRNA processing
Cellular component (GO): nucleus; sno(s)RNA-containing ribonucleoprotein complex; small-subunit processome
Source: RefSeq, a predicted model, not a curated record
AUGAGAGACACCAGUUUUGAAGAGGGCUUCUUUAAUAAAGCAUCCGUUGGCGAGAAGUCUCCACAAAUUUCAAUUUAUAAUACAAACGUAGUAUGGAACAAAGUGUGUGCUAUGUUUUUGAGCUUGACGAAACACGCUUCAGAACAAUUUAACGCAACACUGCCGCUCCUUGAACUCACAACGGCAAACACGCACAUAGAGCAAAUAUGGCAACAAAUAGAGCUCCAGAUUUUAAGUAUAUUAAAUCUUAUUAAACCUAACCUAAAACUGAGCAGUUCAAUAACACAAAAUUUUGGAAGAACUGAAAGUGUAGCAUGGAAGCAGAGAAUGAGGAACGAUUCUACAAUUGGACGAAAGCUUCAUGAUCCGGUUUUUCCGAGUGCAGAAGUCCCACGAAUCAACCAUAAUGAGCACCUUGUUCCAGGAAAUAUUUUGGCUGUAGAGAAAGCGCUGGUUAAGAAGCAGUUUCUUAGUCAGUUUACAGGAGAAGAAAAUAAGGUUCAUAAAUCAAUAAAAUCUCCAAUAGCAGUGUUGUCCUCUUUUCAGCUCGUACAAGAAAGACUAUCGAAGGAAAUCGAUAAGCUUGAAACUCGUGCGACAACUAAAGAAUCUUGGUCUUUUGUCGGGGAAGCCUCUGGAAAACAGCGUCCUUUGAAUAGUGCAUUGGAAAGCGAUCUCGAAUUUAAUCAAGUCUCGCAACCGCGCCCUAAUAUCAGUAUUGAAGCGACGCAUACAUUAGAGAAUUUGAUUAAGCAACGAAUAUUAUUGAACAAAUGGGAUGACGUAGAAGCUACCGAUGUCAUCCAAAUAAGUACGAAGAAUAAUACUCAGUUGAGCGAUGCCAAAGCAAAGGUAGGACUUGGAGAAAUAUAUGCAAAAUCGUACAUGAAUCAAAGGUCAAACAAAAAUGAAGAAGUGCUAAACACAGCUGACUCGAAAGAUGACGACCUAAUAUGCUCUGCUCGCAAUUUAUUUGACAAUGUCUUUCUUAAGUUGACUUCUCUAACAGAUUUAUCUAUGAAUACUGAGAAGAGGUCUGAUCAAAUACUCUCUGAGAGAAAAAGUUCAAAUAGUCAUACAACCAAGAGGACACCGGAAGAAAUUUUUAUGGUGCGGGAUAAUCGGAAGCAGCCAAUGAAGAAAAGGUCCAAAUUGGAGAAAAUUCCUUUGCCAAAGUUGGCGCAAGUUGACAGUAUUCAUCCAGAAAGAGCACAAACAGUAAAAAUUUCUGCAGAAAGUGCGAACUUAAAUCAAAACUAUGAUAGUAAGAAAAGCAAACAUUCUAUUUUUGAUAAAUCAAGCAAGGUUUUUAACUCACUGGAAAUGUUGAAAACGAGUGUGUCACAUAAGCAGAAGGCUCUUGAUUCACAAAGGAAUGUGAACAGAAAAAAAUUGUAG